Messenger RNA from Onychomys torridus (southern grasshopper mouse), 539 nucleotides. It is a transcript of the gene Mrps18c, whose product is annotated as mitochondrial ribosomal protein S18C. The transcript has 6 exons. Gene Ontology annotation, biological process: mitochondrial translation. Bases 53 to 478 code for a protein of 141 amino acids. NCBI's taxonomy places the organism in Eukaryota, Metazoa, Chordata, Mammalia, Rodentia, Cricetidae. Gene Ontology annotation, molecular function: small ribosomal subunit rRNA binding; structural constituent of ribosome. Gene Ontology annotation, cellular component: mitochondrial small ribosomal subunit; ribosome. The record is from RefSeq and is a predicted model, not a curated record.
GACCUGUGAGGACGAUUAGGGAACAGGAAAGGAAGAGGAGGGGCGGAGAACCAUGGCCGCUGUGGUUGCAGUGUGCAGCGGCUUAGGGAGGAAGAGCUGGAUAACCCGGGCAGUCGGCCUCGCGGAUCGCGGAACUUACGCGGCGCUGUGGAGAAGAGGCUGUUCACAGUAUCAACAGGUAGCCAGCAAUGAGGACCUGCCAGUCCCAAUGGAAAACCCCUAUAAGGAGCCCCUUAAGAAGUGCAUUUUGUGUGAGAAGCGAGUAGAUUAUAAGAACGUACAGCUUUUGUCCCAGUUUAUCUCUCCAUUUACUGGAUGCAUUUACGGGAGGCACAUAACAGGUCUUUGUGGAAAGAAACAGAAAGAAAUAACAAAAGCCAUUAAGCGAGCUCAGAAAAUGGGGUUUAUGCCAGUUACAUACAAGGAUCCUGCAUAUCUCAAAGACCCUAAAGUUUGUAACAUCAGAUACCGGGAGUAAAUUGUGUAAAGUUACUGCCAAUAAACCUGGAAGUGGCUAUGUCAGCACUGACUCAAACUGA